This is a messenger RNA of Pecten maximus, 1527 nucleotides long. Its product is annotated as pre-mRNA-splicing factor SPF27-like. Gene Ontology annotation, biological process: mRNA processing. The record is from RefSeq and is a predicted model, not a curated record. NCBI's taxonomy places the organism in Eukaryota, Metazoa, Mollusca, Bivalvia, Pectinida, Pectinidae. Gene Ontology annotation, cellular component: precatalytic spliceosome; Prp19 complex; catalytic step 2 spliceosome. Bases 39 to 683 code for a protein of 214 amino acids. The transcript has 8 exons.
UUUAGACGUUACAAUUCACUUCCGCAAAACAAAGAAACAUGGCCGGCGAGGUUGUUGUUGAUGCUCUACCAUAUUACGAUCAAGGCUAUGACGAGUCAGGUGUCCGAGAAGCUGCCAUGGCUUUAGUGGAAGAAGAAACUAGACGAUACAGACCAACAAAGAACUACUUAGAGUAUUUGCCGACUACAAAUAUGUCUAAUUUUGAGACUGAAAUAAUGAAAAAUGAGUUUGAAAGGCUCCAGUCAAGACUUCCUAUGGAUAUGUUAAGUAUGAAGAGGUAUGAACUACCACAGCCUUCAGCUGGAAAGAUGACAGAUGUGUCAGCCUGGACAGAAUGUGUGGAGAAUUCUCAAGCCCAGUUGGAACAUCAGAGUCUCAGGAUUAUGAAUUUGGAGCUUAUAUCUGAAUUUGGUUCCCAUACAUGGAAGAGCUACAACAGUGUCCUAGUUCAGAUGUUAGACUCGGCUCAGAAACAUCUACAGGAACUCAGAAAAAAGAUACAGGAGAUUAAUUGGCAGAGGAAAACUGAACAGUCCAAUGCUGGAAAAGAACUGAAAGACUUGGAAGCAAGCUGGGUAGGGUUAGUCAGUAAGAACUAUGAAAUUGAACGAGCCUGUGUGGAACUUGAGAAGGAAAUUUCAGACAUGGAGAAGCGAAACAGAAGCAAAAAGUCAAAGAGAUGAAUGAUGCAUAUAUAGUUACAGCUGGAUUUGAUGUAGGAACAACCGAUGGAUUUAUCUAUGGGACCCUCUUGUCUACUGUCAACAAAGACAAAAAGAAUGAUCUCCCCUUCAGUUACCGCAGGCCGGUCUCAUUGAGAUAGUGUGAAACGUAUUUACAUUAAUGACAUGUGACCUUGAGUCGGUGCAUUUUCGUUUUAAACGUAGUGAUAUGUGACCUUGAGUCGGUGCAUUUUCGUUUUAAACCGUAAUGUAACAACCGUUGUAUUUGAUAUAUUUUGCCUUUUUUUCUGGCAAAGGGUUUCAAAAAACGAAAGAGUACAUACCGAUUUAUACAUCUUAUUAAUAAAAAAGAGCCAUUUUCUGGCAGAAAAAGAGAAAACAUCGUUUUACAAAUUUUGCCAUAUGUUUUAUUACAAAAAUAAGUUUGGUAGGUUUUCUUUAGAUAAGGCUUGUUGUAUUGUUGAAAGUCACAGGCAAUUUGUUAUAGGACAUGUCAUUUAAACUCUGAAAAAUAGAAAUUAAUUAUUCAUACAGACAGAUUACAUGUAAGAAAAAACUGAAUUUCUGUGUCAGUCACAUCGCUUCACAGAACUGUACUGAAAAGGUGUCUUCUGAGACCUAUUAGUAAAUAGUUUGAACUUUCUGUUGUAUCAGUUCAGAAAUUGAAUUGUAUUUGAAUUUCGUAUGACACGAAAUAGAACAUUUUUCAUUUCAAUUCACCACAACAAUGGAAAAUUAAUGUCAUUUUAGCAUCCCUUUUCGAUCUAUUCAUUUAAAGUUGUUCAUCUCCCUUACAUUUGUAUAUAAUGCAAUAUUUUGAUUAUGAAAUAAAAUUGAAAUGUUA